AUGUCUAAUGAACCAGAAAAACCUGAUGAACCUAGACUAUUUAGAUUAGAAGGCAGGAUAAAAUCUUUUGAAAGGACAUGGAACAUAAAUGGUAAGCGUUGUAACUGGCCAUACAGAGUGAUACCCCACCAAGCCAUGGCUAACUUGGGAUUCUACUAUCAUCCCACAUGCAUUGACAACGAUAACACGGUGAAAAAAGACUGCGUUUGUUGCAUAUAUUGUGGACAGCUGACAUACAAUUUUCAUGAUUGUAGGACCAAGCCGUUAGUCUCAACGCUUGGCAGAAUCCUCGAAAAGCACUUGAAUGAGAGCCCCAAUUGUCUUUUAGCUCAGCUCCGACUAGUUUUAAUGCGCUCUAUCACAAAAGAAAAUCGAAUUUCAAUAGAUUGGGCAAAUGCACCUAUUUUUCAACAGCCACACAGCGAUUCUCUGAUAAGGUUUCGGGCUUGGACAUUCAAAAAUAAUUGGCCAUAUCGUGAUUCGCCCUUGAGCCAACUUGCAAUGGCUCAAGCGGGAUUACUACGUUAUGAUCACAAUGUAGGCUAUCCAUCAUUACCUGCAGAGUACAGAGAUGCCACUUAUUGCAUAUAUUGCAAUAAGAUAAUAGGUUCAUGGGAAAAUGAUGAUGAUCCACUAUGGGAGCACUAUCUUUGUUGCAAUGGUGGUAAAUGUUUCUUCUUUGAAACUAUUAAUGAUAUUACAGUUUUGUCAAAGUUGAAUGAUCGAUUUACUAGAGAAAGCACCCAAAUAAUGGGGGCUCCUUUACCUUCCCUAGAUUAUUCAGAGCUUUUAAAAGCUAAAAUAGACAAAUUGGAAGAAAUACUAUCAAGCGAAGAAAUGAAACCGAAGAGAGGAAGGCCUCGAAAAAUAUCAAUAAUUAGUGAAACGCAAGCAGGGGUGCCGAAGAAGAGAGGUCGGCCGCGAAAAGUUUUACCGCCUACUGAUUCUACGGAGGGCAAAGACAACAUAGAACCCAGUUUCGAAAAGAUAAAAAAUGGUUCUCUAGAUGCUGUUCCGGAACUUCUACUUGUUAAACGUAGGCGUGGGCGACCUAGAAAAUCAAGUUCAGCUGCUGCCUUACAAAAUGAACCUAAAAUUGCAAGAAAGGAGGGACAACCAAGAAAGACGGUUUUUUCGAAAAGUUCAAAUGAAGAAUCGUUGUCUUCUUCCUUAGAAGGAACUCCCAAUUCAGAAACUCAACAAGGUGCGGAAGGUGAAAAUCACGGAAGUGGAAGUGAUCAGUCUGAAAAUAGAGUAGAAAGGCAGGCAAGCAUUAGCCAAUAUGAACCACUCGAUGCUUUAAAAUCGACGGAUGAUCUUCACGCAGAGUCUAGCCAUACAUUAAAUUUGAAAAAGGAGGUUGAUUUAACUAAGAAAGAACAUACUGAGAAAGCAGCAGCAACAGUUCCUGUGUCCCCGCGAAAGAAGAUUAGACUCAAAAAGCAUACCAAAAUAAUCAACAACGAAACGGAGUUAACUCCUGAUGAGAGCGACUCAAAUUCCACUAAAAGUAUUGUUCUGAAUUUCAAACCGAAGCAGUCAAAGGAACCUCAGAAGAAUAACCCCAUAAUUGAUGAUAGUUUCGAUGCCUUUAGCUUCAGCAACCAAGGUAACAGUGAAUUCAUUAUUCCAGACAGUGCGUUCACCAUUCAUUCAGCCGGCUUGGAAUCUGGUCAGUUGAGAUCAAAUAGCACUCUUCCUGUAACAACUUCCACCGGAACAGACACAGGUUCCCCUUAUCCCGACAAAACCCCCUCUCCAGAGUUUAAGAGCCAAGGCAACAGCAAUGGGCGUUUAAAUGAUAUUGAUUUGGACAUCAGUAUGAGUGAAGACUCUGAAGAUGAGCAGAGCAUAUCAAACCGAUCAACUCCUCUUCAGAGCCCUUUGAGAGAAGAUGCCAUUUCUUCAUCUAUCACACUUAGUCAAUCAAGUGAAAAGGAUGGCAGAAAUCAGGAGAACACUUCUAAUUCUCGGAAGGCUAGCAUAAAAGACUUCAUUAUUGAUGAUAUUAAUACUACCGGCUCGUCUAGUGCUUCAUCUAACUCAAGGUCACCAAGUAUAGUUCAAACAGCUCACAAAGGUAAUAGCUUACAGCUUAUAAAACCAAUGGAGCAAAAUGGGCAUAUGCGUGAAGCCAACCUGAUUUCUAGGUCGUUCGAAAUUGACUCUAUGAAAGCACAAUUUCAAAGCCAAGAAUCCAAUGAUGGCAUAGAGGGUCUUGUUCUUUCUGAAGAACGUGUAAAUGAGCCUAAUGAAGAAUCUACAUCAAUAUUUGAGUUACCCAAGGAAACUGACCUCAAAGAAGCAUCAAACUUUCUCAACAGGAAUAUAGAAGAAAAAGAUGCUCCUCAUUCAGAUCAGGAUCCGAGGGAUAGCGUCAAAGGAAAGAACGAUGACGAUACUCCUUCUGAGUUUUUUGAUAGGAUUGAUGAGAAACGACUAAUGGUCCAAGAUUAUUUUCAUAAUUUAUUAAAGUAUAUGAACAAAAACCUCGCCACUCUAGCAAAUGAUAAGGAUGGCGAUUUGAAUUUUUUCGUUAACCAUAUGCCUGCUGGCGAAUUGAACAUGACAUACAAAUCUUGGAUAGAUAAGAAAAAAGAGGAGUUAAUGCAAGAAUUUGAUAUUGAGCUAAACAGAAAGCUCGAACGCCUGGAGAACGAGUUUCAAAAAGCAAGAAAACUAAUUAAUAAUAUCGAAGACGACGAUAUUCUUUUAAAAGUAGCCAAACAAUAUUUCAUUCCAAUUGAUAAAUAG
Molecule: messenger RNA, 2754 nt
Organism: Lachancea fermentati
Lineage: Eukaryota; Fungi; Ascomycota; Saccharomycetes; Saccharomycetales; Saccharomycetaceae
Source: the annotation of a GenBank genome assembly